Molecule: messenger RNA, 1828 nt
Organism: Gymnogyps californianus (California condor)
Lineage: Eukaryota; Metazoa; Chordata; Aves; Accipitriformes; Cathartidae
Product: sodium-dependent phosphate transport protein 3-like
Biological process (GO): transmembrane transport; monoatomic anion transport
Molecular function (GO): transmembrane transporter activity
Source: RefSeq, a predicted model, not a curated record
AUGCAGCGCCACGUGGACAACACGCAGGCAGGGGACGGGCCGGAGGCAGAGCAGGACGAAGCCCCUCUGCUUGCUCAGCAGUCCUCCUCCCGCACAGGGCUCUGCUCCGCUCGCUGUGGCCUGGCCCUGGUCCUGCACGUCUCGCUCUUUGUGGCAUAUGCACUCCGGGUCAGCCUCAGCAUCGCCAUCGUCGCCAUGACUAACAGCAGCCAUCCCCACGGCUGGUCCGGCAGCGCUUCCCACGGCUCCUACCCAGGAUUUGCUCAGGACGCCCCUGUGUACGACUGGAGCGCUGAGACUCAAGGAAUCAUCCUCAGCUCCUUCUUCUACGGCUACGGCCUCACGCAGGCGCUGGGCGGGUACUGCUCGGGGCUGUUCGGGGGGAAACCCAUCCUGGGCAGCGGGCUCCUGCUCUCCUCUGUGCUCACCCUCCUCGUGCCCCGAGCAGCAGAGCUCGGUGUGAGCUUCCUCAUCGGGCUGCAGGCACUGCUGGGCUUGGCUGAGGGAGUGAUAUUUCCAGCUCAGUACACGCUCUGGGCAAAAUGGGCCCCUCCACUGGAACGCAGCAGGCUCAUGAAUAUCGCUGAUGCUGGAUGCACUUUUGGGACUUUCUUUGCUCUCCUUGUGGCUGGGAUCAUCUGCCAGAGUCUGGGGUGGCCUUUUGUCUUCUACAUCUUUGGUGGCGUUGGCUGUGCCUGGUGCCUCUGCUGGUUCCUCCUCGUGUACGAGGACCCUGGCCAUCACCCAUGGAUUAGUGCCGGGGAGCAGGAGUACAUCGUGUCAUCGCUGGCUCACCAGGGCAGCUCUCAUGGCCACUCCCUCCCACUUGUGGCCAUGGCUAAAUCACUGUCUCUUUGGGCGAUCACCAUUGCCUGCUUCUGCACGGACUGGCUGUUCUACAUGCUGCUGACCUCCAUGCCCACAUUCAUGAGCAACGUCCUCCAUUUUGACCUCAGAGAGAACGGGCUCCUCUCCUCCCUGCCUUAUGUUGGGAAUGGGCUGGGGCACAUCCUGGCUGGGCUGCUGGCUGAUUUCCUCCUGGCCAGGCGGGUGCUUGGCACAGCAGCCGUCAGGAAGCUCUUCUCAGCACUCGGGAUGCUGCCCCCAGCCGUCUUCCUGGUGGCUGUGCCUUACAUUGGCUGCAGUUCCACGGUUGUUGUGGUGCUUCUAACACUGGCCUUGACAAUAAUCAGCAACAGGGCCGGCAUCAAUAUUAACCACAUUGACAUAGCGCCCAGAUACGCAGGGUUCCUGCUGGGAAUCACAAAUACCUUUGGCAUAGUUGCAGGAAUUAUUGCUCCUACUGCAGUUGGACUUCUCGUCAGUCAGGAUCUCCAGACUGGCUGGAGGAAUGCCUUCUUCGUAUCUGCAGCCCUCAACCUGUUUGGCCUGAUCUUCUACAUAGCUUUUGGCAGCAGGACCAUCCAAGACUGGGCUAGGGAGGACACUGCUGUGCAAUGAGCGCCACGAAUAUGGGAAGGUACCCAAGGCAAUGGGCUGCAAAGGGGCACGGGUCAGGCAGGAGCCCCCUCCACUACCCUGCUCUCGCCUGCGCAGCAAAGCUCAGCCGUGUGUUCCUGCCCACGCCCCGGGGGCCCUUGCAGCAUCCUCAGGCGAUGGCUCAAGAUACACAGCCCUGCCUGCACUCUGACUCCUGAAGUGCCCAGCACCUUCACCCGGCUCUGUCCACCUUCUGAUCCCAAUCUACUCCUCUGGGGAGGCACCAGCCCUUCGACCCGUGUUGCCUGCUGUGUAUUUAACCCUGCCCUCAGCCUUUGCCCACGGGAAGGAACACUGCAGCGUGGACAGAUCCUAAAUGGGACCCACG